Canis lupus familiaris (dog) is the source of this 3250-nucleotide messenger RNA. Its product is annotated as protein lin-28 homolog A. Gene Ontology annotation, molecular function: nucleic acid binding; zinc ion binding. The record is from RefSeq and is a predicted model, not a curated record. NCBI's taxonomy places the organism in Eukaryota, Metazoa, Chordata, Mammalia, Carnivora, Canidae. The coding region runs from base 1 to 621 and encodes 206 amino acids. The transcript has a single exon.
AUGGGCUCUGUGUCAAACCAGCAGUUUGCAGGUGGCUGCGCCAAGGCGCCGGAGGAGGCGCCGGAGGACGCCGCCCGGGCGGCAGAGGAGCCGCAGCUGCUGCACGGUGCCGGCAUCUGUAAGUGGUUCAACGUGCGCAUGGGGUUCGGCUUCCUGUCCAUGACCGCCCGCGCCGGGGUCGCGCUUGACCCCCCGGUGGAUGUCUUUGUGCACCAGAGCAAGCUGCACAUGGAGGGCUUCCGGAGCCUGAAGGAGGGUGAGGCGGUGGAGUUCACCUUUAAGAAGUCUGCUAAAGGCUUAGAAUCUAUCCGGGUCACUGGACCUGGUGGAGUAUUUUGUAUUGGAAGUGAGAGGCGGCCCAAAGGGAAGAACAUGCAGAAGCGCAGAUCAAAGGGAGACAGGUGCUACAACUGUGGAGGUCUAGACCACCAUGCCAAGGAAUGCAAGCUGCCACCCCAGCCCAAGAAGUGCCAUUUCUGCCAGAGCAUCAGCCAUAUGGUAGCCUCGUGUCCACUGAAGGCCCAGCAGGCCCCCAGCUCACAGGGAAAGCCAGCCUACUUUCGGGAGGAAGAAGAAGAAGAGAUCCAUAGCCCUGCCCUACUCCCAGAGGCCCAGAAUUGAGCUACAGUGGGUGGGGGUAAUUCUUUUUGUGAUCAGGAAGUUUGGAGGAGCAGGCAUCAAUCGGCAGAGUGGAGAAAGUGGGGACAAGGUGGGUAGGGGGCAGCUGGCUCUGCCAUAUAUCUCAGGCCAGGGUCCCACAGCAUCACCCCCUCUUCCCUCUUGGCAGGGUAGGGGGGAAGGGGUGAGGCAAAUGAAUUACAACCGUGCUCUAUCCAAAUGCUUGUGGAGAGUUCUGAAGAAAAUCCCUCCCCGUGUGCUUUACCUGAGUCUCCACCCUCAGAUCUCCAGCUUUUGAAAGUAGCGUGGAUAGGGAAGUUGUUUUCCUUUCAAAGAAGGACAUGUAAUAAUAAUUUUUCCCAUGCCAGAGUGUAGAGAUGAAGCAUGAGACCAGAUUGAUGGGCCCAACCCAUGACCACUAUAUUCUAUGGGGAGGGAAUCUCUAAGGGGUAAGGCAGGGGUUUUCUACAUCUUGUCCCAUAACCCACUCUUGGGAUAGGGUGCUGAGGACUAUCCCAAGCAAUGGGUUGUGACAGUAGCCACAGGGAUUGUUGUGUUGGAGCUACAGACCUCCUGCUCCUAAGCUUAAUCCCACCCAUUCUGGGCUGAUAGGAUUUUAUUUAUUUGCUCCCUUGGACAACCGCACCUUGGGCCCCACUUUCUCCAGGAUGCCAACUGCACUAGCUGUGUGCGAAUGACGUAUCUUGUGCAUUUUAACUUUUUUUUUCGUAAUAUAAAUAUUCUGGUUUUUGUAUUUUUGUGUAUUUUAAUCUUAAGGCCCUCAUUCCUGCACUGUGUUCUCAGGUACAUGAGCAAUCUCAGGGAUAAGUCAGCAGCAGCUCCAGGUCUGCACAGCAGGAAUACUUUUUUGUUUUAUCACCAGGGAGAACAACUAUUUGGAGUGCAUAGCCUAUUGAACUACCUCAUUUUUGCCAAUUAGAGCUGGCUUUUCUGCCAUAGUGUUCUCUUGAAACCCCUCUACCUUCAGUGUUCCAUGGGAGAUGAGAUUUUAACUCAGUUGCUCCAUGACUUGAUCUCCUUCUAGUGGAAGAUUGGAAAUUGGUCUAAACAGGAAAAGCUGGUAUAGGAAGUAACGUUAGGAGAGGCUGCACCAACUAAAAGGUGCGGAGGGGAAGCCAGGAUUAGUUGAGGGUUGUCUAUACGUGUAAUAAAGGAUUCCUGUUCCAGACUUCUAAUCCCAGGGCACGGGACUCACUUUACAUACCGGAUCCAUCCUUUGCUGGAUUGGGCUAGGCCUACCAUGCACAACAGGGUGUGUGUGUGUGUGCGUGCGUGCGCGUGUUUUAAAGAUGAGUUGGUAAGGAUAGGUUUAAGAAUAGUAACUCUGGAACCCAUCUUGAGCUGCCCAGGGAUGCGGUGUAUGAAGCAAAGGCUAACUUUCUUAACCUUUAUAAAUUCUGGGCUUUUCUUGUUGACUUCCAGAGAGACCAUAAGCCAUGGCUUCUUUGCAGUGUCCAGAGCCAGUGUCCUGCCCUGCUGCAGCAGUGAUUAGUGUCGUGGUAGUUAAAGGAUAAAAGAAGGUUUUACUUAAUAUGCUGUGAGAUCACCACAAACCUACCUCACUGUGUUGAAAUGGGGCAGAUGCAAUAGAACACAUUGGGUGAUGUGUGUCUGAUCCUGGGUUCUUGUCUCCCCUGCUUGCUGCCCCCUCUAGUGAUUGUAUUUGUCUGGGUUUUGUAGGUUUUCAUGAAUAGCUGAUUGGGUGAUUGCUAGGUGGCCUGGUUUGUGUAAAUAUAAUGUGUUGGUCUUCUCCAUGUUCUUUCGGGGUUUUAUUGUUUACAAACUUCUUUUUUGUAUUGAGAAAAAUAGCCAAAGCAUCUUUGACAAAAGGUUCUGCACCAGGAAAAGAAACUGGAACAUAGCUUGGUGACCCCUCUUGAAGUGUGGCGGCCUUGGACUAUCCUUUUGUGUUCUCUCCCCGUAUUUCCUUUUUUGGGCCAGACCUUCUGUCCUGAAAACUUAACUCCUACCCUACCCUUCUCCUAUCCCUCCUUCCAAGAAAAAGCCCCACACCUACACAUUUCACGUUCUAAAGAAGCGAAGAACACUUCCUCCCUUGUUCCCAAUCUCCUGUGUCAAGACCAUUCCUUGAUGUGAUUCAUACUAAUACACUUGUAUUUGGAUGGAACAAACCUACUUUAAUCUCUCCAGGCUGAGGGUAGAGGGAAGCAGAAGCAACGAGGGGGGCCUUGAAUGUAGAAAGUAGGGUCAGGAGACCAAGAAAGGAAGAUGAAUGUAUAUCAAGUCACUCAGGAACUUUUAUGCAGGUGCAAGAAACUUCUGUCAAAGUGGCCACAAGAUUGUUUAAUAGGAGACGGACGAAUGUAACUCCCAUGUUUACUGCUAGAAACCAAAGCUUUGUGAAAUCUUGAAUUUAUUGGGGCGGGGAGGGGGGUGGUGGUAGGAAAGCUGUACCUAUCUGUUCUUAACCUGAUCCCUUCCCCUCAUUUCUGAACUGCAGGAGACUGAGCCCUCUUGGGCUUUAGUGACUCCAUCUCUGGGGAGUGUUUAUUUGAUGGUUGAUGUUGCUGUGCCGGGUACUUCCUUUCCCACUUGCUAUUGUCUUGUAACACACAUGCGGACCCUUUUCCCUUCUCUCUUUACCUUGGGA